GUAGAAUAACUAGACUUUUGAUACAUUAAAUAAAUGAUCCAAGGGCAAGGGAAAAUCAAAUAUAGUAACCAAUUUUCAGUGUGAUGAUUGAUUAUUAACAGAGUUAUAUUUAAUCAAAUUACAGAUUGCAAUAUUAUUUUAUAAAUCACUUCUGGUAUAAAUAAAAGAAAUGAAGGCAUAACGAAUAUAAAAGAGUAACCGUAUAAGAUGGCUCCACAUUCACCAGUUAUGUUGUUGGGAGACACUCUAGGCCAACGGCACCGACACCUCAACUCGUUGGUGCGCGCGGCUAGAGAGAGUGGAACCACGGUCCAAGAUGUGGAGGCAGUACCCGAGCAGGCUCCAGCCGACCGACUGUUCAAGGUAGACCUCGCCGUCUCACUCGGAGACGCAGACUACAUCCUGCGGAACCUGAAACACGACGACAUGCUGUUUGUGAGCAGAGCGCUGAAGGCCCGGUGGCUGCUAGACCGCCAUGACGUCAUCAACCCUCAAUAUUUGGAAGACACUCUCUUCCCUGAAAUGGUUUCCCCGGCAGUCUCCAAGAUGAGGCACUGGCUGUACAUCAACCUGCGGGAACCCGCCAAGUGCCAGGAGUUCUAUGAGUACUACAAACAGAACUCGUUCGAGUUCGCCAUAAAGUUCCUCAGCCGCUGCAGCAAUCGCUUCAUACUGGAAGAAGUCCCCAAGAUAUUGGCCAAACUGUCGCCUCACUAUUUAAAAGUUUUGUGCGAGAAAUGCUCUACAGUCGCCAAAAUAUAUUUUGAUUCGUUGGCGACACAAGACGAUGUUAAGAACUGCUACCUGAAACAAGAACAGGCCUACUACAAUAGUAUAAAAUGCGUGCUGAAAUCGGAUGCUGAUGUGUUUCUCGACAUCACGGAAAAGUAUUUCAGCUUUGAUAAGUUCAAGAGAUUCAGUCCACUGGCGACUGACUACAUCGUGCGGUGCCAUAAAUCUAGAGUCACAAACAAGUUGGAGCUGUACGUGGCCCACAUUUUGCACAUCCCCACACUGGCUGCGAGGCUCAGUGUCGACGAGUGCCAGGAAGUUGUGCUGCAGCUUGCGAGGGCCAGCUACUUGCAGCACUGGUUCCAGUACAAAGCGGUAGAACCACUGAUUAAACGUCUACAUCCUCAAAAAAGAGCAGCAUUCAAAAAAAGAGUAUUUGUUGUAAAGGAUAUUGGAGAAUGCGUACAGGAAUGGCCAUACUUAACACCCCAAUCACCUCAACAAUCCGAUACUUCAUCUCAUGUAUUUGAUGACGUACAUUAUGCACCUUUCACAUCCGAACAGUUUACAUGUAGACGCAUGACAAAACAUAUGAAAAUGGGUGAAAAAAAAGGCUACAUGGCAUGGGAUAUUGUGACUAUCGAAGGUAACAUAAAAUCAGACUUACAGCUAUUGUUUGAAGAGUUCCGUUUCAUUGGUUUCGAUCGGGCUCUACACGAUUUAGGACAACGAUUAAGAUCUACUGGCUCUGCUGAAAGGAGACGCGAUAUCUUUCUUGUUUUAGUAAGCAAGACCGGUGGACGCAGUGACGCGGUAUCAGCUCUGUUACAACUAGCUGCGCGGCACAGCAACGAACCGGUUCACAUUCGUGGUGCCGUUGUGCGCAGUCUGGUGAAGCGAGCUGCUGUGUGGCGCCUGCCUGCUGAUGUUUGGCAACACUUGUUAGAUUUUGGACGCGGGUUAGGUCUCGAUGGCGGUCCCUCUGAGGCAGCGUGUUACGAAGGCCUGCAUGCAGUUGUAAUUCGUCAGUUAUUAGCAGGCGAGUGCGAACCAACGAUUGUAAAUGCUUUUCUUAAUAAUUUUUCCUCAUUAAAGGAGUAUUCUUUAAAAGUGGACGAACGCCUGCGUAUUGCAGUUGGUCUCCAAAACUUGUUAGCGGCUGCUGCAGAUUCGGAGCCAGCCAAAGCAGCGGAGCGCCUCAAUCAACUACUCGAUGUUAUAGAAGUUUAUGGCAUUCACGUUCAAACAGUGGCGCCUGUUAUUGGCAUUAUCAAAGGUUUAGCAUUAAGUGACGAAGAAGUUGUACGUCCUUUAUUAGAACGUUUGUAUAAAGCCAAAAUUGGGCGCCAAGAACUGCUUCGCGAAAAUUUAAAGUUUCGUUGUGAUGAGGCAGCCUUACUGAACGCGCUUCGUCAUGACCUUUUAGCCCUUGAAUCUAAACAAAUUGUAGAUGAAAUAGCCAGAGGAGGAAAAAAAUUCGACAGGUUCAUUUCGAAGCUAGUAGUAUACUUUACACAAAAUGAACAGCUCCCAAUGUACUUCAGAACUGCGUUGCGAGAGAAGAUCGCCUCGGAGGACAGUGAGAAACGUAAUAUUAUAAAACAAGCGCGUCCCUUGGUGCGUCUAUUGUACCAAGAUUUCGAAAACAUGUUGUCUGAGGUGGAUGCAACUGAGAAAAAGAAAGACGUUUUACGAGCGGCGUUGAAGGCUUGCGCACAUCGCGCCCGGCCUAUAGUCAGUUUAGCAGAAUGGGGCUGGAGUAGGGCUGGCGUGAAAGCUGUGGCGACGCGAGCGAUGCGAUGUCGUGAAAUAGAAAGAGCCGAGUUUAUCCGCACAUUAGCGAUGGAGCGGCGCACGGUCCGAGUGGCCCUGGCACUCAGUUUGCGCUCUAAAGGAGGGCCAGUUCUCGACACCUUCGCAUCAGCUGCGAAAUUGCGGCCCGUUGUAGCACUGCACGUAGCGUUGCGUUAUUUCCGACAUUAUGCUGAUCUCGGUGUUUGGGAAAUAAUAAAACCUCUGCUUACCAGUGUUGACUUGUCAUCCAAAACAAGACUUCGAAAUUCUUUAUUGAGAAUCCAAUGGAUCCCAUAUGCGAUUAAACCUGAUUAUUGUGCAACUUUAUAUUUUGUAAGUAACAACAUUUCGAUUAGAGAAGAUCUCUUACGUGAAUUAUGUGUACUUCUUCCAGAUGUAGAAGUUGAUACAAUUGAAACUAUUUUAACUUGGCUGUUUGAGAUGAAAGGAGAAGAUGUAGUACCGCUGCCCUUUCCUGCAAUGAUAAUGAGGUACCUUAACCUAUCUAAAAAUGAUGAAGAUUUAGAGAGGAGAUUUACUAAAAUUGGAAAUCGGUUUUUGGAAUGCUUAAGCAGUCUACGUUGUGACAACACCUCAAAAAAAGUCUUCGAAAAAAGACUGCAUCAAACUAUUGAUAGUUUGAAAUACAAUGCGGCAUUUCUAGACAGUAAAUACUCGGUCUGUUUGUCAGUAAUGGAGAAGAUAUUAACUUGGCUUCAGACUUUGCUGCCAAAAGAAGAAUACUUCUCUAAGUAUGUAAAAAUACACCUGACUAUGUUGUACUUCAAGGCAGUUAGGCAGAGCAUGAAACAGUUGCCAGAAGUGUUUGCCGACCCGAAGAGGAAGAGGACGGAGGGCGUGGAGGCCGUAGGCUUUGUGUUCGGGAGGUACAUAGCGAAGGAGGUCUCUGACCUGGUCACUACGUACUUCGACUCUAUAAUAGAACUUUAUACAGGAACCCUUGUGGAUUACUUAGGAGAAUUUCCUGAUGGUAGUUCGAGAGCUAAGUUCAUGGAGUCAGUAUUGAAAGGAAUGUUGGCUGGUGCAGAAGGCACUCAGCGACGCAUGGCAGUGUAUGUGUUGAGAGAUCGCUCUUAUGACUUGAAUAAUGAAGUUAGAAAAGAAUUAGAACAUCUAAUGAUUCAGGAUAAAUACAUGGAGUUUUUUGUGCACGCAGAAUUGUGCAAUUAGAAAACAAUUAAGUCAAUUAAUUGGGUUGGUUACCAAUUAAUUGUCACUUUACCAAAAUUGGGGAGAUUUGGGAAAACACAAAACACAUUUAAAUAAAAGCUCCUGAUUUGAUCUCACAUCCAUCGCUCAAUACUGCAAAGGUAAUCAAUGUUACCUGUACGAGACCGAGGUUUGCGUUGGGACCACUAGAGGAACCAGGAUUCACUCUGAUUCUUCAAAAGUCAAGUUCGCCAGGUUUCCAGCGGAGGACAACAGAGGGCAGUUCUCUCCAAGCGAUUUAUAUUUUAUGGAACUUUUAUAAUUUUUCUUUUUAAUGUUGACAUUGUGUUUUUGUAUAGUUGUAAUUUUAACAACGUCUUAGUUUUUGUAUUUUUUUUUUCUUUGUGACGUAUUUUUGUACUUACGUCAAUU
Messenger RNA from Spodoptera frugiperda (fall armyworm), 4128 nucleotides. RefSeq lists its product as uncharacterized. The transcript has 2 exons. The record is from RefSeq and is a predicted model, not a curated record. Lineage: Eukaryota; Metazoa; Arthropoda; Insecta; Lepidoptera; Noctuidae. The coding region runs from base 208 to 3717 and encodes 1169 amino acids.